AUCAGAGAGGCUCAUGCGUCUGCCCGACCAAUUCCAUCAUCCAAUUUCUGAAUCCAAUUCCCCAUCUAAAAACCGAUGACGAGUGUCGUGGUUGAUUGGGUACAUUGACUAAACCAAGACUAAUAACCGGUUUUCACCGAACCAGAUUCACCAACUAAAUAGGACGACCGUCGUUUUGUUCGUCGGAACUCAACUUUCUCUUUGCCACUGAUCAUCUCUGUUCUCACUGGUCAAUCGUCGGAGAUAUAAGCUUGAUUAACUUCGAUUGUACGCGAAUCUGGUGAUCGACGAUGGAGAUUAAUACAGACGAUUCCUUACAUGAUUUCUUGGAGCGGAUGCGCAAGCCUUCCUCCGGCGAUUUCGUUAGAUCCAUUAAAAGUUUCAUUGUUUCAUUCUCGAACAAUGCUCCAGACCCAGAAAAGGACUGUGCAACAGUUCAGGACUUCUUUUCAAAGAUGGAAGCUGCUUUCAGGGCUCACCCACUUUGGUCCGGUUGUUCUGAGGAGGAAUUGGACAGCGUUGGAGAUGGCCUAGAGAAGUAUAUCAUGAUAAAGCUAUUUCCCCGUGUAUUUGCUUCAAACCCCGAGGAUGUUAUAUCUGAUGAGAAACUCUUUCAGAAGAUGUCAUUGGUUCAACAAUUCAUUUCUCCUGAGAAUUUGGAUAUACAACCAACUUUUCAAAAUGAAACAUCUUGGCUGCUAGCUCAAAAAGAGCUCCAGAAGAUAAACAUGUACAAAGCUCCUCGUGACAAGCUUGUGUGUAUCCUUAACUGCUGCAAAGUUAUAAAUAACUUACUGCUAAAUGCUUCAAUUGCUUCGAAUCAGAACGCACCUGGAGCGGACGAGUUUCUUCCUGUUUUGAUAUAUGUUACAUUAAAGGCUAACCCUCCACAACUUCACUCAAACUUGUUGUAUAUACAAAGAUAUAGGCGUGAAUCUAAACUUGUUGGUGAAGCUGCCUACUUCUUCACAAACAUACUCUCUGCAGUCUCUUUCAUCUCAAAUAUUGAUGCAAAGUCACUCUCAAUGGAUGAAUCUGAGUUCGAAAAGAACAUGGAAUCUGCACGGGCACGAGUUUCUGUCCUUGGCAGCCAGUCUUAUCAAACUGGUCAUGGUGAUGAGUCGUCCACUGUUCAUAAAGCUCAAACGCUGAACCUCAAAAGGGAAAACACACUUUUCCAAUCAAAAUCUUCUGAUAGUCUUUCUGGGAACAGUGAGAUAUCGGUGAAGAAAGUUGAAUCCAUAUCUGAUUUGGAAAACAAGGGUGCUGCAACGCUGCUGAAGGAUACAGAGUCGAGCAAAAUCUUUCAAGAAUAUCCUUACUUAUUUGCCAGCGCUGGUGAUUUGAGGGUAGGAGAUGUUGAAGGCUUGUUAGAUGAUUAUAAACAGCUCGUUUUCAAAUAUGUGUGCCUCUCCAAAGGAUUGGGUGAUGCAACAUCUUUAGCUCCAUCUACUUCAACCUUGCAAGCAUCGUCCGGUUUUGAUGCGUCUAAGGAAUCUGAGGUUCAUAGAGCAUCGUCUUCAGAUGCUCAAACGAAAAGGGAAACAGAGAGGAGCGUCGAUGAUCUGAUACGAGCUCUACAGGGUGAAGAGGAAGAUGUUGAUAAGCUCUUAGAUGUAAAACAAGAAGAAAGUGAUCCCAAGGUGAAAGAAGAAGUUGGUGCCAAAGACAAUAAGACAUUGAGUUAAUGAAGCAAGGUCCAGAAAGAAAUGGUGACAACUCUCUAGUUCGCGGUCCCGAAUUGUAGAAGAUGAAGAUGUUGUUUCCAAACAGAUUAGUGGUUCGUUCUCUGAAACAGUGUGAUGCAAUAUGACCACUUAUCAAAAAUGUUAUGAACGAAACCAUCAAAAUUGUUUACGCCAUAAAGAGUCAAGACAAGUUGUCCACAAAACUGACUACGUUUGAUAUUAAAAUUUGAGGAUGGUAAAAUUCCAUAAAUAGAAAAUAAAUGAAAUUCAACAACACAAUUUGAU
Messenger RNA from Thlaspi arvense, 1973 nucleotides. NCBI's taxonomy places the organism in Eukaryota, Viridiplantae, Streptophyta, Magnoliopsida, Brassicales, Brassicaceae. The record is from the annotation of a GenBank genome assembly.